Messenger RNA from Colletotrichum scovillei, 2425 nucleotides. RefSeq lists its product as uncharacterized. Gene Ontology annotation, biological process: chromosome segregation; CENP-A containing chromatin assembly. Lineage: Eukaryota; Fungi; Ascomycota; Sordariomycetes; Glomerellales; Glomerellaceae. Bases 895 to 2346 code for a protein of 483 amino acids. The transcript has a single exon. The record is from RefSeq and is a predicted model, not a curated record.
GUAAGUAGGCCCGACCGUGCCUCUCAGCCGCUGCAUCCUGCACCUAUUCCUUUCUCCUUCAGGCUUCAGGGACUUUACCGCGCAGACCAGGACCGCCGUCUGCCAGGGAGCGACCACGGCCCCGCUGGCUGGCUGCUAAUCUGCCCGUUUACCCAUGUCUUUCUUGCUGCCCACGCCCUGGGCUUGCACGUUUGAUGCCAACCAUCUCAAGUGCGAUACCUUACCUUACACAAGGUACCUUAGGUAAGGCACAUCUCGGUCCCAGAACAUCGUGAACCCCGCCAUCCAUGUCGUCGUCAACAUCCCCUACUCCGUAAUCCGUAUGCCUCCACUGUCAGCAACUUGCUCCCGUCAUUUGCAGGCUCCGGGCUGGGUACCACGGGUGCCUUGGCCGCCGGCCUCUUCUCUACCUUAGGCCCCGCCGGCACGCAUGGUCGGAUCGGGCACACAUAACCCGUACCCGUCUCGCCUUGCCUACCUAAGCAUUCAGAUCCUGUCAGCGUCCCUGCGGACUGCCUUCCUCCCCCUGGUCCAACCUUAACGUCUGCCGCCCACAGAGCCACUGCUCCGUGCCCCUCCGUUGUGGCCCGUGUCCCCCUGUUCGCGGUAAGCCCCUCCGACCCCGUAUGCAACAUGUGCUCCGUGCACCAUAACUGCAUGUGAGCUUUUGGCGGUACGGAUACGCGACGCGUCUUUGCUCUACAACGAUUCAACGACCAACAAUAGUGCCCAUCUCCGCUUAAGAUACUUCAGCCUCAGCUGCCGGGGUGAUUGACGACAUCUCCGAGGCUCAAGCAUCGCGAUAUCUCGUCCCCCCCACUCGCGAAGGUACGGGGAAAGUGCAGUGCAGUGCACUCGCGACACAUCAAAACACUGCCAGAUUUUUCUACACCUAUGCGCAAUGUUUUGACGGCCAUGGCACGCUUCUCAAUCCCAACUACAGGACGCUUGUCGUCGACAGUACGACUACCGCCCAACAACUCUUCCGUUCAAAAAGCUCUUGGCCGCUUAUCGCGUUCAUCCUUACUGUCUCUGGUCCUCGAAUGGCUCAGUGAUGAGAAUGUACCACUAUGCGCGCCUAUACUAGACGAAGAGGAUAAUGGUGACGGCCUCUACCCCCCGGCAUCAUCGGUUGAAGAGCUACGGACCACCUAUGCGGAUCUACAGUUCAGGAAAGGGUCCAAACGAGAGGUCAUUGACCGCAUCACCGACGGCGAUUGGAGUCAUGGCCUAACCCUAUACCAAAUGGCGCUGGCAGAUGCCCAAUACCUUCAAGACCACCCCACCUCGCAGAAAUGGAAUGCCUACCGUAUCAUGCCUCUUAAAGAGGCUUCAUACGUGGAUGAUGAAGAGCAGGCCCCAGAAGUCGACACUGCGUCUUUGACCCUUCCCCGGUUUCACCCAUCCACGUUCAUCCAAAACCUUCAGUCCCACGUAUUGCCCGACGUCAAAGCUCACUUCCAUUUUCAUCGACCCGAGGGGCUUACCCUCUCCGUCUUGCGCAUCUUCAUGAUCGAGUCUCCUUACAGCACGAGCAUGACUCAACUCGGAACUGGUCUCACGCAAUCCGACUCAGAUCUCGAUAGCUCACGCACAUUAUACAUCGCCUUUCCAGAUGCCUCGCCGUUCGUCUAUUUGUCCAAAGCUCAGACAGUUGGGUCUUUGGGAGCAAGCGAAUCUAAAAGCUUCCGCAGCCUGGUUGUCGAAGGCAUACCGAAGGCGCUUUCUCGACCGCGCGAACGGUACACGCUGAAACCAACAAACAUUACGACCAAGAACCUCGAUGCGCUGUUGCAAUCCAGAGGCGUUGGCCGAACGAACGCGGCAGGUGGCGGGUGGGACAUUUAUGCCGACAAGAAGAAGAAUGAUUCACCGCUUGACACCAUCUUACCAACACCGCCUCUGUCGGAAGAUUCAGCGGAUGACACCUCGGCUUCGGCGGCAAAGAGGGACUCCAAACGGAAAGCUGGCGCCGCUGAGACAGACGAAAAGUUUUACAAGAGAGCUCGUCUAUGUGCCCAGGCCAGAUUCGGCGAUACGGCCAAAAUCGAUGAUGGACUGGGUAUCGAGCGAGUAGACAUUGUCAUGGAGGAUCCUUUUCCUAGCAACAGCUCUCGAGCUGAGUCAGGUGCUGAAGAUCGGACCCGAACACAGUCGUCAGCUUGGGCCCCCAACGUCAAGCUGAUAUUGCACGGAUCACAUGUCUUCGCGGGCAUACGGCAGCUUGUGGAGAACGGCAUCAUAGAUGGAGAGCGAGUGCCGGGAUGGUUGACUGGGGAAGAAGGUGUCACAGUAGGGGCCGUACGGCAUGGCCGGAUCAGGGGCCAUAAAGGUUCUGGCAUAUGAAAUCCUCUCUGAAAGGAGGCUAUCGUAGGCCGCAGUCGUUGCGUUGCGCGUGUACUUUCAAUGAUCUUGAUACCCCCCC